AUGCUCGGUCGAAAGUCAGGUUUUCAAGCCCAUGUGAAAGCUGUGUCACCAAACGCCACAGCUGUCCACUGCUUCAUACACCGAUUCGCCCUCUGUGCUAAGGUGCUCCCUCCAAAGUUAUUAUCAUGCUUGAACCGAGUUAUUAGAAUCGUGAAUUUCGUCAAAACAUCCGCCCUGAAUACUCGACUGUUCAAGCUGCUCUGUGAAGAUUUUGGCUCCGACCACAUCUGUCUCCUCUACCACACAGAAGUGCGCUGGCUCUCCCGGGGUAAUACGACGAGGCGUCUCUUUGAACUGAGGGAUGAACUCCUCGUAUUCUUCACGGAAAAGGAACAUGAUUUUCAGAAAGAUCUGGAGGACGAGGAGUUUAUCUCAAGGUUGGCCUACCUGUCGGACAUUUUUGGAGCCCUCAACCACUUAAACUUGUCGUUCCAAGGGCCCAACUGCACUGUCACAGAGUUCAUCUCGAAGCUGGGAGCAUUUGCCCGGAAGUUGGAUCUGUGGAUGAAGAACGUGGAGAGCAAACGCUACGGAAUGUUUGAACUCCUGACUACCCUUGAGAGCGAGCCCAGUGAUGAAUUAGCCCAAGAAAUCGUCCAUCACCUCUCACUGCUCAAGGCUGAAUUGAAGCAUUAUUUCCCGGAUGUGACAUGUUGUGCCUACAUCGCCAAUCCGUUCUCCGUUGAUCCAGCCAAUCAGCCUGUCGGGACCGGGGAACAAGAGGAACUCAUAGACAUCCAGGCUGAUGAGACAGCAAAGACGAAGCACAAAGAAUGCUCACCUUUAAACUUCUGGGUAAGCAUGGCCUCCUCGUACCCAACGUUAGCCCGUCACGCUGUUCCCCAGCUACUGAUUUUCCCUCGACGUGGAGUGCGAACAGGGUUCUCAGCCUUCAUGACCAUCAAGUCGAAGAGCCGGAACCGUCUUGCUGCUCCCGGGCAUGAUUUCCGAUGUGCUGUGAGCAAAGUCAUGCCCCGCAUUGACCAGCUGGUGGAGAAGAAGCAGAUGCAGCCCUCGCAUUGA
This is a messenger RNA of Portunus trituberculatus (swimming crab), 1023 nucleotides long. RefSeq names its product zinc finger BED domain-containing protein 5-like. The transcript has a single exon. Lineage: Eukaryota; Metazoa; Arthropoda; Malacostraca; Decapoda; Portunidae. The record is from RefSeq and is a predicted model, not a curated record. Bases 1 to 1023 code for a protein of 340 amino acids.